This is a messenger RNA of Poeciliopsis prolifica (blackstripe livebearer), 1036 nucleotides long. RefSeq lists its product as uncharacterized. The record is from RefSeq and is a predicted model, not a curated record. The coding region runs from base 110 to 520 and encodes 136 amino acids. Lineage: Eukaryota; Metazoa; Chordata; Actinopteri; Cyprinodontiformes; Poeciliidae. The transcript is spliced from 6 exons.
CAGACAUCCAGCAUCCACAACAGCCCAACAUCAGGGAGGAAGCUUUGAGAUUGUCACUUUUUCUGGUCAAACAGCGUAACAGGGGACCGUAUGACCAUCUGCUGCAACGAUGACUCAUGUGAAACGAUUCCAAAGUAUCCCCAUGUCUAAGUCAAUGAGGGGUUUGUGUAAAGAGGAGGACUACGCAUUUCUGGGAGCGUCAGGAAGCUCGAGCAGAGGUUCCCCGGAGGACCGGGGAGCUUUGGAGGAAAACUGGAAAGACACAAAGGUGGCGAGGGCCCGCCGGCGCUUGGAAUGGGAACAGCAGGAAAAAGAACGACUCAGAGCAAUAGAAGACAGCAAGAAGGAAAGAGAGCAGCAGUGGAGGACGCACAUAGCAGAAGUGACGUCCAGCCAGGAGAAGACUCUGCAGGACAGACGGACGAGACUCCGCGACUUCAGGGAGUUCCAGAGGAAGGUGUUGGCGGAGGAGGAGGGGAUGGAGGGCGCCGCCGUCCACCAGCUCGUCACCAGGAAGUAGACGCGUCCCAGGGCACCGGGGCAAAGGCGUGAAGGGUUUCUUUACGAGUCGUAGCUAUAACUGUGUGAUGUAAGCAUAAGGUUAGAAUGUACAAGUUUCCGUAUGGCGCUUCACUGAUGAGACAUGAAGCUAUUGUAUUCAUGUUAUGCUGACAAAAUAAAGAUGUGGCAAUAGAUCCAGUUUACAAGGUUUAUGAGCUUUCAAAAUACAGCAAACUAAACGUUUAUACCGUAUGUAUUUGUGUUUUCCAGGCACAUAAUUCCAUUUUAUAGCACUAUAAACGUGACGUCCAGCUGUUACUGUGUAUAUCAAACACAACUUAAAAGAGAUUUGACUUCAUAAUUUAACUCCUUGAAAUUGGGCCUCUGUCUCUUUAAGAAGCUCCUGCUCUUUCAGAACUCCAGAUAUGUUUUCAAUGAGCGAAUUACAUUAUAACAUGAUGGAAAGCUCAAAAAUGUCAGCCUUUACAACAACUGUUCAACUGUCACUUCCUUUCUUACUUCAGAAUAAAAGUCU